AUGCAAAGAAAGUUGACGAGGAAGUGGCAUAGGAUUUACAAAACAGUUAGAUCACCACCAAAUGAAGCUAGAUUUCUGUUUGAACAACGUAAAUUGGAAGAGAUGAUUAGAGACGGUAAAGCACAUCACAUGCCAGUGAAACCAGCUGCCACUCCCGAAUUGCAUCAUAUACAAUCAAUGUUAAGAAAUAAAAAAUCAACUAACAUACCCUAUUUAUAUAUUGACGGCUAG
Molecule: messenger RNA, 231 nt
Organism: Didymodactylos carnosus
Lineage: Eukaryota; Metazoa; Rotifera; Eurotatoria; Philodinida; Philodinidae
Source: the annotation of a GenBank genome assembly